AUGGUGGUGGGUCUGAGCAGGCAGUACAAAGGGACACCAGGAAAGCCUUCCGCAAGGGUACGCACACCAUCUACUAUCUCCUUUCAUUCUCCCCCCUCCCUCCCGCCCUCCCCUCUACUCAAAUCCUCUCUGCUAUCGUCCAUAGCAUGUGGUGUGUCUAUGUACAACUAGACACUGUGAGACUGCGUGGGGCUCUGGGAGACAGAACAGGAAUUGGGGAGUGGACCUCGAUUGUUUACUCCCCUUUGUUUCUCUACACUGGGUGAUUCUCAGUUACAGCUGAGCCCUCACACAGAACCUCAUGGUGUCAGUGUUAAACAUUCGCUUCACUGAUAUCGGUACUGUUUAUACUUUAACCCCUUAUCUGUAGGGGCCCUUAGGAGCACAACCUGCCAUUAAAAACUGAACACCCUUAAACGGCCUACACUUAUAACCUGGAGCCAACCACUAACUACAUGAGCAACCACUCCUUAAACUGGAGCCAACACUAAACUGGACCACCCUCCACUCUAACUAACACUGGAGACUACACACACUUACUAACUGGAGACACCCACUCUAACAACACCUGGAGCCACACAACCUCAACUAAACCUGGAGCACACCACUUCUAAGGACCACACCAUCACUCAAACCCUCCUACCCUACCCCUCUAACUAACCUGCCCUACACUACCACUUAACUAACUGGAGCCUACCUACCACCUAACUAACACCUGAGCCACACACCACUCUAACUACACCUGGAACACUACCACUCUAACGACACUGGAGCCCUAACCACUACCACUUAAUAACACUGGAGCACUAACCACUACCCACUCUAACUAACACCUGGAGCAUCCACUACCCACUCUAACAACCUGAGCCCACUACCACUCAACUACACCUGGAGCACCACCACUACCCACUCUAUACACUGGAGCACACCAUACCAUCUAACUAACACCUGGACACUACCCUACCCACUUAACUAAACCUGGAGCCACUACCACUACCCACUCUAACUAACACCUGGAGCCAACCCACUACCCACUCUAACUAACACCUGGAGCACACCAUACCCACUCUAACUACACCUGGAGCCUACCACACCCACUCUAACUAACACCUGGAGCCACUACCCACUCUAACUAACACCUGGAGCACACCCACUACCACUCUACUAACACCUGGAGCCACUACCACUACCCACUCUAACAACACCUGGAGCCACUACCACUAACACCUGGAGCCACUACCCACUACCCACUCUAACUAACACCUGGAGCACUACCCACUCUAACUAACACCUGGAGUCACCACCCACUACCCACUCUAACUAACACCUGGAGCACCACCCACUACCCACUCUAACUAACACUGGAGCCACUACCCACUCUAACUAACACCUGGAGCCACUACCCACUACCCACUCUAACUAACACCUGGAGCCAUACCCACUCUAACUAACACCUGGAGCCACUACCACCACUCUAACUAACACCUGGAGCCACUAACCACUACACUACCCACUCUAACUAACACUGGGCAACCAACCACACACUACCCCACUCUAACUAACACCUGGAGCACACCCACUCUAACUAACACCUGGAGCCACUACCACUACCCACUCUAACUAACACCUGGAGCCAUCCACCCACUCUAACUAACACCUGGAGCCACUACCCCACUCUAACUAACACCUGGAGCCACUACCCACACCCACUCUAACUAACACACUGGAGCCACCUAACCACUACCCACUCUAACUAACACCUGGAGCCACCACCCACUACCCACUCUAACUAACACCUGGAGCCACACCCACUACCACUAACUAACACUUGGAGCCACCACCCCACUACCCACUCUAACUAACCACCUGGAGCCACUACCCACUACCCACUCUAACUAACACCUGGAGCCACUACCACUACCCACUCAACUAACACCUGGAGCCACUACCCACUACCCACUCUAACUAACACCUGGAGCCACUAACCCACUACCCACUCUAACUAACACCUGGAGCCACCACUACCACUCUAACUAAUAGCCACCUGGAGCCACCACUAUACCCACUCUAACUAACACCUGGAGCCACUACCCACUACCACUCUAACUAAACACCUGGAGCCACUACCCACUACCCACUUAUAAACUAACACCUGGAGCCACUAACCACUACACCACUUAACUAACACUGGAGCCACUACCACUACCCACUCUAACUAACACCUGGAGCCACCUAACCACUACCCCACCCUCAACUAACACCUGGAGCCACUACCCACUCUAACUAACACCUGGAGCCAACUAACCACUACCCCACUCUAACUAACACCUGGAGUCCACUACCCCACUACACCCACUCAACUAACUAACACCUGGAGCACUAACACACACCAACUAACCCUGACCCACCCUAACUACCAAACCUGGAGCACUAACCACUACCCACUCUAACUAACACCUGGAGCCACCACCCACUCUAACUAACACCUGGAGCCACCACCCACUACCCACUCUAACUAACACCUGGAGCCACUACCCUACACCACACCCCAACCCUACCACCUAACUAACACCUGGAGCCACUACCCACUACCCACUCAUAACUAACACCUGGAGCCAACCACCCCACUCUAACUAACACCUGGAGCCACUACCCACUACCCACUCUAACUAACACCUGGAGCCACUACCACCCCCACUCUAACGACUACACUACACCUGGAGCCACUAACCACUACCCACUCUAACUAACACCUGGAGCCACACCACUUAACAUGACCCACCUACCCACUCUAACUAACACCUGGAGCCACUAACCACUACCCCACCCCCUCCCCCUUAACUAACACCUGGAGCCACUACCACUACCCACUCUAACUAACACCUGGAGCCACACCACUACCCACUCUAACUAACACCUGGAGCCAACCACUACCCACUCUAACUAACACCUGGAGCCACCACCCACUCUAACUAACACCUGGACCACCACUACCCACUCAACUAACACCUGGAGCACACCCACUCUAACUAACACCUGGAGCCACUACCCACUCCCACUAACUAACACCCCUGGACCACUACCACUACCCUCCUACCACCCACCUCUCUAACAUAACACCUGAGCCACCCACCACUAACACCGACCACACCUACCAUCUAACUAACACCUGGAGCACCACCCCACACACUACACCACCACUCUAACUAACACCUGGAGCCACUACCCACCUACCCACCUCUAACUAACACCUGGAGCCACUACCACUACCCAUUUCUAACUAACACCUGGAGCCACCUACCCUACCACCCACUCUAACUAACACCUGGAGCCACUACCCCACUACCCACUCUAACUAACACCUGGAGCCACUACACCACUACCCCACUCUAACUAACACCUGGAGCCACCACUACCCACUCUAACUACACGACCCUACCCACACUAACUAACAACACCUGGAGCCACUACCACUACCCACUCUAACUAACACCUGGAGCCACUACCCACUACCCACUCUAACUAACACCUGGAGCCACUACCCACUACCCACCUCUAACUAACCACUUCGAGCCACUACCCACUACCCACUCUAACUAACACUACCCAACCAUACCUGUAGACACCUGACCACUACCCACUACCCACUCUAAAACCCUGAGCACACCCUACACUCUAACAAACCCUAGCCACUACCCCACCUCUCAACUAACACCUGGAGCCUACUACCCACUACCCACUCUAACUAACACCUGGAGCCACUACCCACUACCCACUCUAACUAACACCUGGAGCCACUACCCACUACCCACUCUAACUAACACCUGGAGCCACUACCCACUACCCACUCUAACUAACACCUGGAGCCACCACCCACCACUCUAACUAACACCUGGAGCCACUACCCACUACCCACUCUAACUACACAACACCUGGAGCCACACUAACAACCUGGACCAUACCUACCCACUCUAACUAACACCUGGAGCACACUACCCACCUAACCACCUGAGCCACACCUCUACCACCUAACAACACCUGGAGCCACUACCCACUACCCACUCUAACUAACACCUGGAGCCACUAACCACUACCCACUCUAACUAACACCUGGAGCCACCACCCACUCUAACUAACACCUGGAGCCACUACCCACUACCCACUCUAACUAACACCUGGAGCCACUACCCACCACCCACUCUAACUAACACCUGGAGCCACCACCCACUACCCACUCUAACUAACACCUGGAGCCACCACCCACUCUAACUAACACCUGGAGCCACUACCCACUACCCACUCUAACUAACACCUGGAGCCACUACCCACCACCCACUCUAACUAACACCUGGAGCCACCACCCACUACCCACUCUAACUAACACCUGGAGCCACUAACCACUACCCACUCUAACUAACACCUGGAGCCGCUACCCACUACCCACUCUAACUAACACCUGGAGCCACUAACCACUACCCACUCUAACUAACACCUGGAGCCACUACCCACUCUAACUAACACCUGGAGCCACCACCCACUCUAACUAACACCUGGAGCCACCACCCACUCUAACUAACACCUGGAACCACUACCCACUACCCACUCUAACUAACACCUGGAACCACUACCCACUACCCACUCUAACUAACACCUGGAGCCACCACCCACUCUAACUAACACCUGGAGCCACUACCCACUACCCACUCUAACAAACACCUGGAGUCACCACCCACUCUAACUAACACCUGGAGCCACUACCCACUCUAACUAACACCUGGACCCACCACCCACUCUAACUAACACCUGGAGCCACCACCCACUCUAACUAACACCUGGAACCACUACCCACUACCCACUCUAACUAACACCUGGAACCACUACCCACUACCCACUCUAACUAACACCUGGAGCCACCACCCACUCUAACUAACACCUAUAGCCACUAACCACUACCCACUCUAACAAACACCUGGAGUCACCACCCACUCUAACUAACACCUGGAGCCACUACCCACUACCCACUCUAACUAACACCUGGAACCACUACCCACUACCCACUCUAACUAACACCUGGAGCCACUACCCACUCUAACUAACACCUGGAGCCACCACCCACUCUAACUAACACCUGGAGCCACCACCCACUACCCACUCUAACUAACACCUGGAACCACUACCCACUACCCACUCUAACUAACACCUGGAGCCACUACCCACUCUAACUAACACCUGGAGCCACCACCCACUCUAACUAACACCUGGAGCCACCACCCACCACCCACUCUAACUAACACCUGGAACCACUACCCACUACCCACUCUAACUAACACCUGGAGCCACCACCCACUACCCACUCUAACUAACACCUGGAGCCACUAACAAAAACCCACUAACUAACACCUGGAGCCACCACCCACUCUAACUAACACCUGGAGCCACUAACCACUACCCACUCUAACUAACACCUGGAGCCACUAACCACUACCCACUCUAACUAACACCUGGAGCCACUAACCACUACCCACUCUAACUAACACCUGGAGCCACUAACCACUACCCACUCUAACUAACACCUGGAGCCACCACCCACUCUAACUAACACCUGGAGCCACCACCCACUCUAACUAACACCUGGAGCCACUACCCACUACCCACUACCCACUCCAACUAACACCUGGAGCCACUACCCACUCUAACUAACACCUGGAGCCACCACCCACUACCCACUCUAACUAACACCUGGAGCCACUACCCACUACCCACUCUAACUAACACCUGGAGCCACUAACCACUACCCACUCUAACUAACACCUGGAGCCACCACCCACUCUAACUAACACCUGGAGCCACUACCCACUACCCACUCUAACUAACACCUGGAGCCACUAACCACUACCCACUCUAACUAACACCUGGAGCCACUACCCACUCUAACUAACACCUGGAGCCACCACCCACUCUAACUAACACCUGGAGCCACUACCCACUACCCACUCUAACUAACACCUGGAGCCACUAACCACUACCCACUCUAACUAACACCUGGAGCCACCACCCACUCUAACUAACACCUGGAGCCACUACCCACUACCCACUCUAACUAACACCUGGAGCCACUACCCACUCUAACUAACACCUGGAGCCACUAACCACUACCCACUCUAACUAACACCUGGAGCCACUAACUACUACCCACUCUAACUAACACCUGGAGCCACCACCCACUCUAACUAACACCUGGAGCCACUAACCACUACCCACUCUAACUAACACCUGGAGCCACUAACCACUACCCACUCUAACAAACACCUGGAGUCACCACCCACUCUAACUAACACCUGGAACCACUACCCACUACCCACUCUAACUAACACCUGGAGCCACUACCCACUCUAACUAACACCUGGAGCCACCACCCACUCUAACUAACACCUGGAGCCACCACCCACUCUAACUAACACCUGGAACCACUACCCACUACCCAAUCUAACUAACACCUGGAGCCACCACCCACUCUAACUAACACCUGGAGCCACUACCCACCACCCACUCUAACUAACACCUGGAGCCACUACCCACUACCCACUCUAACUAACACCUGGAGCCACUACCCACUACCCACUCUAACUAACACCUGGAGCCACUACCCACUACCCACACUAACUAACACCUGGAGCCACUACCCACUACCUACUAACAUCUGGAGCUCCUUUCACACCCUCAUCUCCAGCACAAGUCGCAGAAGAGAGAGAGCGAGAGUGUGUGUGUGUGUAUUUAAAUGCCACUGUGUGUGCGUGUGUGUGUGUAUUUAAAUGCCACUGUGUGUAAAGGUGUCUGAUUGCAUGGCUACCCGUUUUGUGUCUUAACUGCCCUGUACGUCCAAAUUAACUUGAGCAUGCAGCGGCAGCAUGCACUGUGUGUUUGUGUGUGUGUGUGUGUGUGUGUGUGUGUGUGUGUAAGCCUGUUCAGAUGACCCGUUGGCUGACACAAUAGGGUCUCAUACCAUUGAGUUUACGCUCCCACAGAUCAUGAUCCAAACACAUGAUCUAUUAAACGUUCAGUCAGGCCCCUCGUACGUACACAGCUAUUUUAAGCUCAUGAGGACAACUCUAACAUUUCAUUGUUCACUCUAAAGCAUUUCUUUCCUUAACAUUCUGAAAGAAGAGAUCUCUAUCACAUUCUGUUCCAUGAGGAACCUGGUCUGAGAUCCACAAUAGUGACAUUAUCAGUACAUGCUGAUCUGUCUAGUGUGUGUGUGUGUGUUAGAUGGAAGAGAUGAUCUCUGUGAUCCGGGAGGUGUUCAUCAGUAACUUAGACCACCUGAGAUGGAUGGAUGCAGCGACCAAGAAGGCUGCUGAGCAGAAGGUGAGACAUUGAUUUCUACCUGUUGACUUCAGGCUGACCUGUUCAACUGUCUCUGUUUUACCUGUCUCGGUUUUACCUCUGUCAACUGUUAAAAUUACAAGCUGAAUUCAUACAUUCUGUUUUGUUAUUCCCCUUCAAACUCUCAAAAUCUUCUGUAGGCACAAGCUAUCCGUGAGCGGAUUGGCUACUCCGACAACAUCAAGAAUGACACCUACCUGAACAACGAGUAUAAAAAUGUGAGUGUUGAAAGGUGAAAGAACAUGAUGACAAUGCAUUUCGUCAGUGGACGUGAUACAUUGGACAAUAUCAUAUCUGAUAUCUGUCAUUGACACUGUGUGUAUGUUGAUGCUAGUUGAGCUACAGUGCAGAGGAGUACUUUGAGAACAUCCUUCAGAACCUGGAGUAUGUUCAGAAGAAACGUCUGAGGAAGCUACGGGUCAAAGUCAACAAAGAAGAGUAA
Molecule: messenger RNA, 7825 nt
Organism: Coregonus sp. 'balchen'
Lineage: Eukaryota; Metazoa; Chordata; Actinopteri; Salmoniformes; Salmonidae
Source: the annotation of a GenBank genome assembly